Messenger RNA from Dichomitus squalens LYAD-421 SS1, 576 nucleotides. RefSeq names its product NAD(P)-binding protein. The transcript has 4 exons. Gene Ontology annotation, molecular function: quinone reductase (NADPH) activity. Gene Ontology annotation, cellular component: cytoplasm. Lineage: Eukaryota; Fungi; Basidiomycota; Agaricomycetes; Polyporales; Polyporaceae. The record is from RefSeq and is a predicted model, not a curated record. The annotation marks the transcript as partial. Gene Ontology annotation, biological process: cellular response to oxidative stress.
ACGCUCACCCCUGGCUGCACGGCCCUCGCGCUCGCGACGGAGGCAUACAAUGUCCAAGCAGGCGACUUUGUCCUCGUGCACACCGUCGCGGGCAGUGUCGGGCUCUUCUUCGCACAGCUGAUCAAGUCGCGCGGGGGAAUCGUUAUCGGCACGACGAGCACCCCUGAGAAGGCGGCAAUUGCGAAAGCCAAUGGGGCGGACCACGUGAUCAUAUACAAGACCGAGAACGUCGCGCAGCGCGUGCUCGAGAUCACUGGCGGGCUGGGCGUGCACGCGAUCUUCGAUGGGGUCGGGAAGGACACGUUCGCCUCGGGCCUCGUCGAGCCCUUUGCGCCUCAUAUCACCGCGAUGAAGGCGGCCAAGUACGUCUUCGCAUCGGCCGCCGCGUACUUUGCGGAUAGGAAGGCUGGUCGGGAGUACGUGGCGGAGGUCUUCCGGCUCGUCACGAACGGGGUAUUCAAGCCGGUCGUACACAAGGAGUAUCCGCUCAGCGCGGAAGGUGUUCGCGAGGCAGAGAGAGAGCUUUGGGAGGGGAAGACGGCUGGGAAGUGUCUGGUCAAGGUUGCUGCCGAGUAG